Molecule: messenger RNA, 960 nt
Organism: Arabis nemorensis
Lineage: Eukaryota; Viridiplantae; Streptophyta; Magnoliopsida; Brassicales; Brassicaceae
Source: the annotation of a GenBank genome assembly
AUGGCGAAGGAGACAGUGUGUGUAACCGGAGCCAACGGUUUCAUCGGAUCCUGGAUAAUCCGAACUUUACUCGAGAAAGGAUAUACCAAUAUCCACGCUUCGAUUUACCCAGGAUCCGACCCGACCCAUCUCCUGAAACUACCAAGAUCCGACGACGCCGAGAUCAAGAUCUUCGAAGCCGAUCUCUUAGACUCCGACGCAAUAUCCAGAGCCAUAGAUGGAUGCGCAGGAGUGUUCCACGUGGCUUCACCUUGUACGUUAGAUCCACCGGUUAAUCCAGAGAAGGAGCUGGUCGAACCGGCGGUUAAGGGAACGGUUAACGUAUUGGAAGCAGCUAAGAGGUUCAAUGUGAGACGCGUGGUGAUCACGUCAUCUAUCUCCUCCUUGGUUCCAAACCCUAAUUGGCCGGAAGGCAAAACCGUCGACGAAUCGUCGUGGACCGACCUCGAUUUUUGCAAAUCGAUGCAGAAAUGGUAUCCAAUUUCGAAGACAUUAGCUGAGAAAGCAGCUUGGGAAUUUUCAGAGAAGCAUGCAACUAACAUUGUGACCAUCCAUCCAUCAACAUGUCUCGGACCGCUACUGCAACCGAACCUAAACGCAAGCUGCGCGGUUUUGUUACAGCUCUUACAAGGCUCGACCGAGACACAAGAGCAUCACUGGCUCGGUGUAGUGCACGUGAGAGAUGUCGCUAAAAGUCACGUGCUGCUAUUCGAAACACCUGAAGCUUCUGGUCGGUUUCUAUGCACUAAUGGGAUUUAUCAGUUCAGUGAGUUUGCUGCUCUUGUGUCCAAACUCUUCCCUGAGUUUUCUGUUCACAAGUUUGAUGGAAGAACUCAACCCGGGCUUACGCCGUGUCAUGAUGCGGCUAAGAGAUUGAUGAAGCUCGGGGUGGUUUUCGCUCCGGCUGAAGAUGCGGUGAAGGAAACGGUCCAGAGUCUCAAAGACAAAGGUUUCCUCUGA